Molecule: messenger RNA, 2861 nt
Organism: Fopius arisanus
Lineage: Eukaryota; Metazoa; Arthropoda; Insecta; Hymenoptera; Braconidae
Gene: Lrt
Product: Leucine-rich tendon-specific protein
Exons: 5
Coding region: 542-2773 (743 amino acids)
Cellular component (GO): plasma membrane
Molecular function (GO): protein binding
Source: RefSeq, a predicted model, not a curated record
UUCAUUUCACCAUCACCAGCUAAUUGGAUUUUAUCCAACAAUUUAUAUUUUUCAUGCAGGGCUAUCAAAAUUACUGCACCGUAACAGUUUCAAUAUUUUUUUUGGAAAUGAUAUCACCAGGUGUUUAGUGUCGAAUUCUCCUUGAAGUGAUCCUGAAGAACUGCGGUUUCUUCUUCUUUUUUAAAUCUGAAAUACAGAAGAUGUUAGUUGUGGUUUUUAACGAAAAAUGUGGAAAUAGCAAAAUGAAUAGUUUUUUAUGGAUGAAGAGAGGACAGAUUUUUUAAUGUUUGAGGUGUGAAUUGAUUAUAAUUCGACACGUGGGUGCUAUUUUUGGGAUAAGGAUAUUAUCGAAAUGGUAUCAAUGGUUGGAGUGAAGAAGUACUGGCGUGGGAGCUGGUGCUGGGAUUCCAGGUGAAGCUUCACGGCUUGAAGAAGUGCAUGAAGAUCGAGGAAGAUUGAAGAAGAGGUCAUAUAAGCCGGGGGAUAUUCUCCGAAGAAUACUGUCGUGUGUUGGUGCACGCGACUGACGCGUGUGUAGAGGAUGCCGUGGCAAUGUCUGGUGAUUUUAAUUCUGUCUUCGGUGAUUCCUUUGGCGGUUGGAGGUCAACGCUCCAUUCUGCCUGAGAAACUCCAAAAUCAUCAGGAUGGACAAUCAGAAAUCGUCUGGGAGUGUCCAAACAUCACGAAAAUUGGAGUCGAGUGCUCCUGCGAUUUUCCUCACACUCUGAGAUGCAAUGGAGACAGAAAUUCAUUAGAAGUGAUAGGUGACCAUUUGAGAAGCAGUCGCGAGGGAAUAAUUUCGCUGCUGGAUGUGACAGUAACGGGAAUAUCAACAUUGCCAUCGCGUUUUUUACAGGGCGUUGCACUCCAUGGACUGGUGAUAUCAACCGGUGAACUCAGACGAGUAAAUGAUAACGCAUUGACAUCACUGGUUGGACCCCUACAAGCCCUAGGUCUGCCGAAUAAUCUCCUGGAGUCAGUGCCAACAGGUGCCCUCCAGCAUCUCCAGGGACUGGAGAGACUGGACCUCUCGAGAAAUAAAUUGAAGACCCUCGAGGCACUGGCAUUCAAAGGCCAGCAGAGUCUCACGCACCUCGAUCUCUGUGACAAUUUACUGUCCCAAUUGUCUCCCCAGGCAUUUGUGCCACUCAAGUUCUUGCGAUCGUUGAAGAUGAGAGGAAAUCGAUUGAGUGUAUCGGCACUCUCUGCUCUACGUGGUCUCAAGCAUCUGGAGGAUCUUGAUCUGUCCAGGAAUCUUCUGAUUGGUCCCCUUGGGACCAAUUUACUACCCACCAUGCCACGACUGCGGGUACUCACCCUUUCCGAGAAUCAGUUGGCAAUUGUCAAGCAGGGAGCACUUGGGGGACUACCUAAUUUGACAUAUCUCAGUUUAAGUCAUAAUCAGAUCGAUGUCCUGGAGGAUCACGCAUUCAGACACCUGUCAGCCCUGACCCGAUUGGAUUUGGCAAGCAACCAAAUAGUUGCUGUGUCAAGUGCCUCCCUGGCACACCUUGACAACCUAGUUACACUAGAUCUGACCCACAACUUCCUCCCCUCGCUGACGAGCGACCUGAUAGUCCCCUUCAAAAAUCUUGAAGAUCUUCGCCUGGACGACAACGACAUCACCAUGAUCGAUCCCGAAAUAUCCACCUCAAAACUGAAACUCAAACGUUUUACUUUAUCCGACAAUCCCCUCAACUGCGACUGCAAUAUCCUGGAAUUCGCCAAUUGGCUGAGCAAUUCCACUCUGGAGGAGGAGGAUAGGUCAUCAGCGGUGUGUGCAACACCUCCAGCUCUGGAGAAUGGAAUUCUCACUGAGGUAUCACCAGGCAGUCUUUUGUGCGGUGAUCCAACACCACCGAUGAUGACGAAACUCCCCGAGCCCCAGGUACGCCUCAGCCUCAAGGAGUUCCACUACGAGAGAACCGGAAUUCACCAGGGCAUCAAUUUCCUGUGGAGCGUUGAGCCGUGUAAUCAGAGAUAUACAUGCGACAAUCUCAUAAUCUACGAGGAACACAAUGACUCAGAGAUCGAGAUCGACUCGAGUCCAAUCCACUGUCAGUCCAAUCUCAUGAGAGAUCCCUGCAGUCUUCCCAUCACCCUCCCACCAUCUCUGAAUCUUCAAAUCGGUCACAAGUACCGAUACUGCAUCGUUCUCUUCGUAUCAACAUCAACGGACGAUUUCACUCUAGGUCUGGGCUGCAGUGACCUCUUGUUCCUGGAGGAAACCGGGGAAAAAAUCGAGAAUCACCCAGAGCCAACGACAGCAGCUCCCCUCGAGAGGAUUAACGGAGUCCACGUCAACAUCUCCGACGAGGGAUUCCUCAACGUCGACGUCAGCCUGUCCCUGCUGGAAAACCACCUAGACGACGAUCUCUGCAAGGUCUCAGUGAUUGUAUUCGCUGAGGACUUGUUUCUUCACCGCAAAACCCUCAACUGCAGUCGACCGGUUGUUACAGUCCCAGGACUCGUCCCGGGAAGGUACAAAGUCUGCGCUAGUCUUCAGCACCUAAAGGACAAUGGAAGUGUCGCCAGGGAGGGUGGCACCAGGUGCGUCGAGGUCCAGGCAUUUCGAGAGAACAGUGAUAUCAUCAUCCUCACGAUAAUAGCCAUCUCCUGCGGUGUUUUCGUCACGGUUUUGCUGAUCGGCAGGAGCUUACUGAGAAGAUUCAGGACACCCAGGGUACAGACCCAGUGCUUCAGGCCUGCCCAGGAAUUUGAAAUCACACACAAAGCGCAUUACAUACAACUGUUGACUACUACUAAAGUCUGAGUCUCGAAAGAGCUCCCAAAAAAUUCCCAAAAGUGUCAUUUUAUUGUUGAACUGUCACAAUUUGACAGAUUUUUUUAUAGAUUUCUAC